Molecule: messenger RNA, 3336 nt
Organism: Poecilia latipinna (sailfin molly)
Lineage: Eukaryota; Metazoa; Chordata; Actinopteri; Cyprinodontiformes; Poeciliidae
Gene: mlxipl
Product: MLX interacting protein like
Exons: 17
Coding region: 121-2910 (929 amino acids)
Biological process (GO): regulation of transcription by RNA polymerase II
Cellular component (GO): nucleus
Molecular function (GO): RNA polymerase II cis-regulatory region sequence-specific DNA binding; protein dimerization activity; DNA-binding transcription factor activity, RNA polymerase II-specific
Source: RefSeq, a predicted model, not a curated record
CCGUGCUCCCGCCCAGAGCGCAGAGGUGUGCGGUCGCUGCUGCUGGAAGGAGUCCACCCUGGUCAGGUAGAAUCAUCCAGCGCGGGUUGGAGGGGGAGAGAGGCAGAGCCGCUGCAUGCCAUGGCGAGAAACGGCAGCGUGUGUUCGGCCGCGCGGAGCCAGCUGCAGGACUCCUCUGAGUCGGACUCGGAACCGGAGGGGGGUCCUGCUCGUCCGACUGGAGUCGAACCCGCGCCCGGCUCUUUCGCCCGCACCCAGGUGAUCCACAGCGGACACUUCAUGGUGUCGUCGCCGCACAGCGACUCUGCGGCGCGCCGCAGGAAGAGCGGCGGCUCGCUGCGGUACGACUUCGACACGGUGAACAGGACGUGGUGCCAGACCUACCGGUACCACUCCGGGAGCCUGAGCAUCGACCCCACUCUCACCCGGCUGUUCGAGUGCAUGUCUCUGGCUUACAGUGGGAAAAUAGUCUCUCCCAAAUGGAAGUCGUUCAAGGGCCUGCGCUUGCUUUGGAGGGAUAAGAUCCGUCUGAACAACGCAAUAUGGAGAGCAUGGUUCAUUCAGUAUGUGGAGAAGAGGAAGAACCCGGUGUGCGGGUUCGUCACGCCGCUGGAAGGCUCAGAGGCAGAAGCUCACCGAAAGCCUGAGGCAAUCAUUUUGGAGGGCAGCUACUGGAAGAGGAGGAUUGAAGUGGUGAUUAAGGAGUACCACAAGUGGAGGAUUUAUUACAAGAAAAGGCUUCAGAAGAAAAAGGAUGACAUCCUGUCGAUGCUGCAGGAGGGGCAGACCUGCCAGGCCAAGCUGGACAGAUGGUCCAGUCACUCCUACCAGCAACCUGAAGUCGCCCCUGUAGAGGCCCACAUGUUUGACCUGGACUGCCUUCUGUCCGACAUCUCCGACACGCUUUUCACCAUGACCCAGAAACCCUGUCCCUGGACCAGCGACAGACACAACACAUACACAAGCAAUGCUGACAUGAUCCAGCCGGGCCUGACGCCACUGCAGCCCAGUAUGGAUGACUUCAUGGACAUCCCAGAUAUCUUUCUGAACUACCGAGGUCAGCCCACUCACCAGAGUGGGUUUGCCGACUGUAGCUACUUUGACGGUCCACCCAGCACAGCUUAUGCUCCCGUUCCCUCUCCUGUUGUGACGGCCCCUCAGCUUCUUAUCGACACCCAGCUGUCUCAGCCUACUCUGUCUUCUGACAGUCUAGCCCAGCCCUCUACAUCCAGCCCUCGCUCAGAGCAGACCAGGGCUAGCCAGGACUGUGGCGAGUACCAUACGUCCAGCAUGGCGUCCGGAGCCAUGUCGUACGGACAUCAGUCGUACCACGAUGCGUCUGCGUCUACGGCAUACACUAGUAACGCAGAGCAGCCUGUCUCUGCAAGCGUUCCUUUCCUGCACCCGCUGCCGUGUCACAAGUUUGGGCUCUACACAACGACGAGCGUGACCUCCACCGUUAUCACUCACACGGCCUCCACCAUGGGAGCCCAGGGCUCCGUGUACCAGGCUCAUACCUACUCUCCGGCGGUGGACCCAUACUCCCAGACCCACUGCCACUCUCUCAGUUACCCGGCCGCCGCGUCGGACCCGGUCCACGCAGCGCUGGCUCCUGUCACAGCGACCCACUGCCUGUCUGUCCCGGAGCAGCUGGUUGUUUCAGGGGUCAGGGGGAAACACAAGCAGAAGACAGGAGGCCUGCGGACAGCUGGAUCCCCCGAUUUGCCCUCCAACCCCCAAUCCACUGCCCCCAUCCCCACCAGCUGCCUGGCUAAGCUGCUUUCCUCCAGCACACAUGACAGAAAACCAACGCUUGGAUUUAAUAGCACCUCUCUGAUGACAACUAAAGGUCAGAGGUCAACAUCUAAGAGCUCUGUGAAAACAUGUGUUGUUCAGCAGACAAGCCGGGCUGCUCCAGUUGGCGGCGUUUCCUCGACGCUGCAGCACGGAGCAGGUUGGCCUACAGUGAUGACGCCUCCGCUUGGCCACAGCGCGCCGCGCGCCAGCACCUCGAGAGGCUCAGCGGUGUCCGCUCUUCUCACCCACGGGUCCACCAACAGCGCCGCCGCCCUGCUGGUUCCCAAGACCGAGAAGCUGUCACCUGUUCCCCUCUACGCCACAGACAGGAGCAGCCUGACCGUUCAGUUCAGUGCUCAUCCAGGCCAAAUCUCUCCACCAAACCCUCUGGACAAAGCCUCCAAUCCCGGCUCCCCGCAGUCCGGCCUCUCAGGACAAGGAAAGCUGGAGUCUAACAAGCAAACGGAGACCAGGAGGAUAACUCACAUCUCUGCCGAGCAAAAGAGACGUUUCAACAUCAAACUGGGAUUCGACACUUUACAUAACCUGGUGACGACGCUCAGCUCCCAGCCGAGCAUAAAGAUCAGCAAAGCCACGACGCUGCAGAAGACUGCCGAGUACAUCAGCAAGAUGCAGCAGGAGAGAGCUCAGCUGCACGAGGAGGUCCAGAGACUCCGAGAGGAGAUCCAGCACCUGAACUCUGCCAUCAAUGCUUGCCAGCAGCAGCUCCCAGCCACAGGUGUCCCCAUCACACGGCAGCGCUUUGACUACAUGAGGCAAAAGUUCAGAGAGUACGUCCGGGCUCAGACUCUGCAGAACUGGAAGUUCUGGAUCUUCAGUAUCAUCAUUGAGCCUCUGUUCGAGUCCUACAAUGGGAUGGUUUCCACGGCGAGCGUGGAAGACCUGUGUCGAUCCACUCUCUCCUGGUUGGACCAGCACUGUGCCUUGCCUGCUCUUAGACCCAUGGUUCUGAGUUCACUCCGUCUCUUGAGUACAACCACAGCCAUCCUGACUGACCCCAGCCUCCUACCGGAGCAGGCUGCACUCGCAGUGACCCAGGGGGAGCCUGCUCCUGCUAUGGACCACUCCUUACAGCCCAUCAUGCGGCAGUAGUGUGCGCAGCUUACGGACCAAUGAAGAAUACCCUCGGAAAAAAAUCCUAAGUGAAGGGACGGAAAUGUGGAAAGCCGCUUCAAAAUUCAUUUGGGUGCUUUGUGGUGGCCGCUGGUGUCUAAAAAUGCGGUUAAGACCCGCCUUUAUUAUGUUUAUUUAACGCUAUUACAAGGUUUAUGUAUACAAGCCACCUGGAGUUCAAAAAGUAUAUCACCACUUUUAAACAAAACCCUUAAAAAUGCUUAACAAAACCCUUAUCUAGCUAUUUGUCUAGCUAACCAACUAGAUAGCUAACCAACUAGAUAGCUAACUAGCUAGAUAGCUAACUAGCUAGGACUCAAGACUUUUGUGCAAAGGGUCAGAGUCCACAAUUCAGUAGAAGUCAUUGAAAAGGUAUAUAACAGUAUAUAUAAUAACUUAAAAGAA